Molecule: messenger RNA, 948 nt
Organism: Jatropha curcas
Lineage: Eukaryota; Viridiplantae; Streptophyta; Magnoliopsida; Malpighiales; Euphorbiaceae
Source: RefSeq, a predicted model, not a curated record
CUCGAUGCCCAUUCUUAUCCUAAAAUCAGACAAAGCCCAAAAAAUGUCCUCCCUUUAUAAAAACCACCGCUCGUAUCCCCAAAUGAACCUCACAGUUCCGUCUCAUCACCACCACCAAUCUCUCCCUCGCCGCCUACCAGCAGUCAUCAAUGAUGACAAAAGAUGCCCUAAACCCUAAAACGACAUUGAGAGAAGAGGGUUUCGGUUCUCCUUUCUCUUAAUUUCGUUUUGUUUUUGUUCCUUUUUUUUUUCUAUUUCUAUAUUUAUAUAAAUUAUAUAUACCUAUAAUCUUCAUCAUGAAGUUUUUUCUGGAAUUCAUGUCUUGUUGCGGUCCCACCGGUGGUGAAGUCAACCAGAAGGAUAUGCCGGAGCUGUACGGGCGGCGUUCGGAGGAGACGCGGGCGCUGGUGUCGUCACUGACGCUGCGGUCGUUGACGACAUCGAGAAGUAGAAGAAGGAAAAGAGGUACUACAUCUCCAUCGUCGGCGACUGUAGUGGCUGUGUGGAAGCCCACGCUAUGCUCGAUAUCAGAGGAUAACGUGGUGAUGGUGGUGGAGGAAGGAACGGAAAGGGUGGUGAAGAGGAAAAGUAGCGGUGGUGGUGGGUCCCGUAAUAUAGCUAGUGUUGCCAGCUUCAAUGAAGAUUACAGGCAUAACAAUCACUUCACAGCAAUUCCUACAUUCUCAGCCACUCCCUUCAUGUUUUAGCAUUUUAUAUUUGCCAAACAAAAUUAAUCAAAGCCUCGUUUGAUUUGUUGAAUAUAUAUAAUAAUAUAUAUGAUGUAAAUAUAUAUAUAUUCAGGCAAAAAAAAUGUCUUAUAUGGGUUGGUUUGUCUGUGUUAAGUGCAAUUUUUCACUCUGUAUUUCAUCCAAAAGGGAAUAAAAGGGAGUGAAAAUUUAUUGGAAAUUGAGAAUUUAUAAUGGAAUUUGCUCAUUUCCCUUCUCUAUC